UAACCAUGUUCCGUCCUUGCACAAUGCAAUUUUUUUCCUUCUCUCUCACAUUUUGGGUUUUAAUCUCUCUCUGUAAAACCCUACCAAAAUCCUUCACCAUCAACAAUGAAACAUUUUUGGAGAUUCACUUUGAAAGCAUCAAAAUCUUCCAAAUUCAACCAAUUGCAUACCCUUUCAAAUCCCACAUUCAUCAAAAGAUAUUCGAAUUCCAAUACGCCGCAAAAUCCAAACAAGGUCUUAGACCUAGUUUCAUUUCUCAAACCUUCAACAUCCAUUCCAAAUCCAGAAUCCACAGAACAAAUACCAAACCAAGCCUUAGACCUUGUUUCACUGUUCAAACCUCUAAAUCAAGAGGAUAAAGUCGCAAUUUUGGUCAAAGAUUUGAUUUGUGUAGCUUCUGAUUCUGUUAGUGUUACGUCUAUUUUGGAUGAGAAUUCUGAAUUUUUGAUUGGAUCUCACCCUGUUUAUAUUCAACUUUUGAAUCAAUUGGAUUCAAAACCUUCCCUUUUACUUGAGGUGAUUAAUUGGAGAAGGAAGAGAAAGGUAUCUUUUUCUGAUGCUUGCAGGAAUUCCAUGCAGGCACAUGAGUAUUCAAAGGGCAUUAAAGCGGCAGGAAGAUCUAGGAAUAUUGAUCUUGCUGUUGCGCUAUUUAAGGAGGCAGAAUUUAAGGGUGUGAAGAUAACCAGCACUUACAAUGCACUAAUGGGUGCUUAUAUGUUCAAUGGUCUUUCUGAUAAAUGCUACUCUUUGUUUCUUGACAUGAAAAAGGAUCCAACUUGCUUUCCUUCUGUUGCUACGUACAAUAUUGUUAUAUCUGUUUUUGGUCGCUUGAUGCUCAUUGAUCACAUGGAAGCAACAUUCAAGGAGAUGAAUGAGUUACCCCUCGCACCUAAUAUAUCCACUUAUAAUUAUUUAAUUGGUGGAUACAUCUCCACUUGGAUGUGGGGUGAUAUGGAGAGAGUUUUUCAAGUGUUAAAUUCAGGCCCUGUUGAGCCUAAUAUGAAAACUUACCUGUUAAUGAUUCGUGGUUAUGCACACUUGGGUAAUCUGGAGAAGAUGGAAAAGAUAUAUUCACUGGUAAAGGAUAAUGUAAACGACAUGCCGAUUAUCAGGGUUAUGAUAUGUGCCUAUUGCAAAAGUUCUGAUGCAGAUAAAAUGAAUAAAGUAAAGGCGUUGUUAAAGUUGAUCCCUGAAAAAGAAUACAGGCCAUGGUUAAAUGUGUUGUUGAUUAAGCUUUAUGCCGAGGGGAACUGUUUAGAGGAAAUGGAUAAUGCAAUAAACGAGGCAUUUGAGCGCAGAACCGUUGUUACGACCAUGGGUAUUAUGAGGUGCAUAAUUACAGCUUAUUUUCGGAACAAUGCGAUAGAAAGCCUUGAAAAAUUCACCAGACGUUCUGUACUUGCAGGGUGGAGAAUGUGCUACUCCUUGUAUCAUUCUAAGCUGGUCAUGUAUGGUUCACAAAAGAACCUUAGAGAAAUGCAAAAUGUCCUUGAGGAAAUGGAUAGCGUCAACAUACAACGCACCAAGAAAACAAUGUGGAUAAUGUACAAAGCUUACUGGAAUUGUGGUCAGAGAUCCAUGGUUUUGAAAAUAUUGGGACAAAUGUUCAAGCAUGGUCAUGAAGUUCCCAUUGAUGCAUUUCCAUCAUAAUUUAUAUUGCUGAGGUGCAUCACAUAUGUCAUUACUGUAGCUAUAAACAUGUUCUGUAGAUAAACACGAAGAUAUUCCUGAAUUAGAUAAACACGAAGAUAUUCCUGAAUUUGUCUACAGUUUUAGGAAAAAGGGCCUGCAACUCGUUGAAUAUAUUUGAUGAUUGGAUUGGAUUGCGUUCAAGGAAUUUCUGUAAAUAUGGUUAUACAUGAUCUUUUUAUUAUUUAUUUUUCUUACCAAAUGGACUUCUUCAGCGAGGGGUUACAAUCUCAAAUAAUCUGCAGGCAUGCAUCAAUUCGCUGCUAGUAAUAAAAGCAAGCCUUGUAAGGGUGAAUUUGCAAUUUAGGUCUAAUUUUUCUGAAAUGAACGCACUGCUCACCAAAUACCACCAAGGUUGAAUGAGCCAAUGCAGAACAUGGCCUCUGUUGUGAUGGAACAUGAUAGUGAAGAUGGAGGUAAAUUAGACAGUCCUGAUCCAAAACCAUUUGCUACCUGCAGUUCAUGAGAUGUCAGAGAAGCAAACAUGCACAACAAAUUUAUUCAUUCCAUCUUAGAGUGUGAUGGCUUCAUAUGUUGUCAAUGACUGCCACUGCCAGAGACAUCUUCAUUCAGUUUUGAUUAAGGUGAUUGAACAAAAUCAAGUUUGUCUGAAAAGAAUAUGUGGAAAAGAGUACCGAAGAAACUCAUGCUCUUGAGAUUGUUCAGUGUCAAGGUCCGUGGGAGAUAGAUACUUGAAACCAUGGAUAAUUCCACUACGCAAAGUCAGUAAAGGAAAGGUGCCAUAUUCUAGCCGGUGAUUGUUUAUGGGAUGUGAUGACAAAUGAAAAACUUGUGAUGUUACUAAAAAAUGAAUCCUUCUUUGGCGUUAGUAAAAUGAUAAUGAUUUAUCAACCGGACUAGGCAAUGUAGUUGAUCCUGCUGCUCGGUAUGCUAGAGUUCAAGAGAAAAACAACCUUGUAAGAGUCCAAAAUUUGCCUUUCAAAGGGGAGGCAAAGAUACGGAUUUGAAGGCUCAGACAGUUCAAGAGAAAAACGUAUUUACAUCCAUACUACAUUUUUUCUUCUUCAAAUAUCAGGCAAAGAUGAUACUCUUCUUUAGGAAUGUUUAUGGCUAUACUACAUUUUUUCUUCAAGUAUUUCUCAGUUGCAGCAUGUUUAUUUAGCCCUUCAGUUUUUCAUGGAUUCAAUCCAUUUUACAUACACUUAAUUUACAGUACUAUAAUGUUAAGGGUUAUUUCUAAAUGACAUCAUACUAUGAAA
Molecule: messenger RNA, 2909 nt
Organism: Medicago truncatula (barrel medic)
Lineage: Eukaryota; Viridiplantae; Streptophyta; Magnoliopsida; Fabales; Fabaceae
Product: pentatricopeptide repeat-containing protein At2g30780
Exons: 3
Coding region: 106-1650 (514 amino acids)
Molecular function (GO): mRNA binding; protein binding
Source: RefSeq, a predicted model, not a curated record